UAUCCGUGCGUGCCUUGUUCACAACGUCGGAUCGAAAGAUGAUGGAAGUUCAUGUCCCUUUAUUUCAGCUUUGCUUGUUCUUGGCCGGUGUCAGGACGGUCUGGCUCGCUCCUGUUGCGACAGCCCCUGAGCUUACCGCCCCGGACAACCUGACCAUCUUCUGUAGGAAUGGAACCAACGUGGCGUAUUGGAACUACACUGAUCCUGGUGCUGUCUCCUUUCUGGUGAAGAUAUUGAGUUACACCAAAGGUGAGAUACCGGUACUCAUCACUGAAACGAAAGAGCACCAUAUCGACAUUUCCUCUGUUACCCCUGAUCAUAAGGAAGUGUACACGGUAUUCCUUGUUGCAAACAACGGGGCCGCUAAUUCACCUGAAACGAAGAGUCCAUUCACCUAUUCCGUCGAUUAUGACUUUUUACCUUGUUACAUGGACUUCCCGACUCCAACUUUUCAGGCUGAAGAAAACAGGAUAACAUUUAAGUUUGCUAAUCCUUCUUUUUAUGAAUAUUAUGAGUACGAAAAUGGAACUGACGAUGGGCCUGACGAGCUCCUUGCUGAUGAUACUCAGUCUUCAGACGAAAAGUUUGAAUAUAUCGUCUACACUUCACAUGAUGAGAAGGAGUCACGGUUUGAGUGCUCUGAAGAUGAAGAGAUCUGUGAAGGCGAGAUACCAGUAAACCUGGCAGCCAUUGACAACUGCACCUCUCUGGAACUGAGAGGAAACAUCGACGGCCUUGGCUACAGGACAUCUGAAGACUUCUGUAACCCGACUCCUCAAAAGGGUGCUUGGCCCAUUUUGCUAAUCGUGGUGAUCUGUGUGACUCUCAUUGCUGGGCUUGUCGGCUUACUCCUGGGAAUGCGGAAACUGGCCAAAGAUGUGAUUAAGCGCCAUCACAUGCCUAGCACUCUACAUAGCAGACCAGCCUCAGCUCCCGAGCGCCUUCUCCAUCCAGAGCCUACCCAGGGAGGACACACCCCUUUGCUUCUCUCACCCAAGGACUCCCCUACAGACACCCCGAUAACCAUCGUGCCUCCUGAAGACAGCCGAGAGCAGACUCACUUCCCCAUCACGUCUCCUGAAGACAGCCAAGAGCAGACUCACUUCUCCAUCCGUGGCACCCAGCCCCCCAGCGGCGAUCACCAUGGCGAUGACGAUGACAACAACAACCUCACUAGCCUGGAGCAGCCUGGAAGUGGCUACGAGGCCCGUCUAGGGGGCGUGGCUGACUCCGACCCGGAACCCGAGGAGGUAGUGUGUGAACGGAAACAAGACGCCGGCGAUGACGACGACGGCUACAUGCAGAGAGAGCGGUUUGGUGACGACUCCGGUGGCAGAAGGAGGUCUCUUGUUAUUGAAAUGGCACCAGGGGAUUGCGUGAGUGGUUACGAGUAGAACUGCACUGUGCUCUACUUACCUCCAGGGGGCAGAACCCUAAUGCGACUCUCACCACAUGUGGAGGUGGCUCCGAUAUUGCUCCACAUGCAUGUCUGGACCGUAACGGUAGGGACACAUAGGAGGCGAAGCGAGGCGAAGAGAGGCGAAAUUCACUGACAGCUCAACCGUCAUCAUGUCGUCGCGGCGAAUCAAAUGAAAUGGAACAGUUAUGUUGUUGAUUUGAUUGGGCCGCGGCAGGCGAAUUUGCUCCUCAUUUGCAUAACAUUAAACUUUCUUUAAUUAUUUCGCUUUGCUUCGCUCCAGUUCGCUUGCUUUCGCUUGCCUUCGCCUCUCUCACAGGAAUGAAUGGCGAAGUUUGCUUCGCUUGGCCAAAUUCGCGUCUAUGUGUCCCUACCAUAAGGCUGAUGGGAGGCACCUUCAAGGGAGUAAGAAAAACACACAGGCCAGUCGGGAGUGCUGCGGCCGUCCUCAUUUUAAUUUCAUGUGAUGUCUACGCCGUAGGAGUGACUAGUUGGCAAUGGCAACUUACAUUGAUUUCAGCUGUGUUUUUUUAUUUGCUACAUAUUCAUUCUUUAAAAGAUAAAGUUAAACAUAACAGGAUGGAAGGCAUUUAGUGGUGGAAAGAUGUUUUUGUGGAUGAGGCUCUGCAUUUCUGAAGUACAUCUCCAAUACACGGUUCUCAGAUGUGUGAGUGUGGAGCAAGGCAGCUGGCGAGAGUCAGGCUAGGGAAAGCAUUCGUCUUGGCAUCCUCCUAGAGCUGCCUUCAUCGUAAGGGCCGCACACUUAAACCUUUUUGGUUGUUUUUUUUUAAUUAUUUCAUGUAGGGAUGCACUGAUACACAUUUUUUCACUUCCGAUACCGAUAUCUAAAUUUGGAUAUCUGCCG
This is a messenger RNA of Engraulis encrasicolus (European anchovy), 2282 nucleotides long. RefSeq lists its product as uncharacterized. Gene Ontology annotation, molecular function: protein binding. The record is from RefSeq and is a predicted model, not a curated record. The transcript has 7 exons. Lineage: Eukaryota; Metazoa; Chordata; Actinopteri; Clupeiformes; Engraulidae. Bases 39 to 1394 code for a protein of 451 amino acids.